AUGAAGUUAAAGCAGAAGAAAUCUUCAAAUAAAUUACUAUCGGAGAAAAUAGCGGAUGCGCUUACAGUAAAACCACGCGCAGAUAUAGAAGAUGACCAGGUUUUUAACACGAAACCCAAGAUAGUUUCACGUGAAGAGUUAGAGUCAUCCGAUAUAGAAAUUGAUGUAGCUAUCAGUGAUUUUCGCAAACGAAACGUUACUUUAUUAAGCGAAGUUAGUGAAAAAUAUAAAGGUAAAGUGGUUUCUCAAAAAGACUUAAGAGAAACAGAUGAUGGGAGUGAAGACACUGAGUCUGAAAUUGAAUUACCAGUAUCACAAACUGACGCCAAAAAUUCCAACGAUUCUGAUGAUUCCGACGCUGAAAAUGAAGAUUAUAGCAUCACUCAAUUCAAGAAACAAUUGAAUAAUAAAACUGAAGUACAAGAACAAACAGACGAUGAAAAUUCAAACGAUUCUGAUGAUUCCGAUGCUGAAAGUGAAGAUUAUAGCAUCACUCAAUUCAAGAAACAAUUGAAUAAUGAUUCAGAGGACAACGAAGAGAAUUCUAGUGAUGGUGAUGAGGAAGGUGAAGACGAUGGUGAUGAAGAUGAGGGGUAUGACAUCAGUCAGAUGGAUGAGCCACUCAAAGAGAACUUUGAACAUGUGAAAAAGCAGAAUGUUUCCGAAGAAGCAAAGAAAGGUAAUGCUGUAAGAAAUCAGCUUUUGAUAUGGGAAGGGCUGUUGGAAAUGCGAAUACAUCUUCAAAGAUGUGUCAACACUGCAAAUCAGAUGCCUUUGCCAGACACUUAUCAAGAAUUAAAGGAAAACAAUGAAUUUUUUGAAGAAACAAAUAUUUGUAAAAAUAAUAUUGCUACAGUUUUGGAUAAAUUGCUGUCUCUACAAAAUUUGCUGUUAAAUAAUUACUCAGAAACUAAAACUUUCUGCAGUAAAAAACAUAUUAAAGACGCUAAAGAAAAUGAAAAGAAACAAGGAGAUAGUGAUGAAGAAAUUCCAAGUGAUACAGAUAAUGAAGAAAUACCAUCAGACACCGAAGCAGAAGAUGAGACACCAAAAGCGAUUCAAACAUCCAAAACUAGCAGCAAUAAAAGUGGACCAAACAGGAAACGCAAACUAGAAGAAUAUGAAAGUGAUAUAUCAAACACACACAAAGUUUUUAAAACAUUCAGAGAUAAUUCAAUACAGAAAUGGAAUGACAAAACACGCCUAGCAACAGCCACCAACAUCAAAAAUGUACCUACUAAUACAGUUCUUCAACAAAUCUCUUACAUAUUGUCUGAUAGAGAAAAGUUAGUAAGACGCACACAGCUCAAGCGGUCUGAAUAUGAUAUUAUAGGUUAUCAAAAAAAUGUAUCAGGUGAAAAUAAUAAUGAGAAUGGAACAGGAGAGAACCCUGCUUCAACACAUCGCAAAGAUAAUGAUGAAUACAUAUCAGAAAUAUUUGAUGAUAGUGAUUUCUAUCAUCAAUUGUUAAGAGAAUUGAUUGAAUGUAAGUCUGCAGAUAUAUCAGAUCCAGUACAACUAAGUCGUCAGUGGAUAGCAUUGCAGCAAAUGAGAAGUAAAAUGAAGCGGAAAGUAGAUACAAAGGCUUCUAAGGGUAGAAAAAUUAGAUAUGUAGUUCACAAUAAGCUUGUUAAUUUUAUGGCUCAGGAGAAGAAUAUGUCUUGGACAGAUGAAAGUAAAAAUGAAUUGUAUAGUUCUCUAUUUGGAAAAUUGUUUGAACAAAAUAAUGUAGGUUUAAAUGCUAAUGUAUUUAAAUUAAAGGACUAA
Molecule: messenger RNA, 1767 nt
Organism: Arctia plantaginis
Lineage: Eukaryota; Metazoa; Arthropoda; Insecta; Lepidoptera; Erebidae
Source: the annotation of a GenBank genome assembly